AUGAAACAGUUGCACAAGCAAUCCAUCGGGAACCACAGACGAGACGAGGAGAUCCCCAUGGGGCCAACCUCACAAUACUCUCCCAAAACCAUCAAACACCCCAGAUCCAUCAACUACCUCUUCAGAGAACAGAGGCUUCUGUUCAUCCUUGUCGGGAUUUUUAUUGGUUCCAUGUUUUUCAUUCUCCAGCCAACCAUGUCCAGCUUCGGCCCCUCCGAGCCCAACUCCUCAUCCUCCUCCAUUUCGCGCCACUUUUCUGCCGGACUCGCCCAUCGCGAGCAGGUCUCUUACUCCGUUCCAUAUCCCACGCAUCACGGCAAGGUCGGGCGAGUCCCAGCCGGGCUCCCACGGAAGAGAUCUAGGAUUGUGGUCACCGGUGGUGCCGGAUUCGUCGGUAGCCACCUUGUCGAUAAGCUUCUAGACAGAGGUGACGAUGUGAUUGUAAUCGAUAAUUUCUUCACCGGAAGGAAGGAGAAUUUAGUGCACCGGUUUGGGAACCCGAGGUUCGAGCUAAUCCGCCACGACGUCGUGGAGCCGAUACUCCUUGAGGUGGAUCAGAUCUACCACUUGGCUUGCCCGGCCUCCCCCGUUCAUUAUAAGUACAAUCCCGUCAAGACCAUCAAGACUAAUGUGAUGGGUACCCUGAAUAUGUUGGGUCUGGCAAAGAGAAUUGGAGCAAGGUUUUUGCUUACGAGCACGAGUGAGGUUUAUGGCGACCCACUUGAGCAUCCCCAGAAAGAAACGUACUGGGGAAACGUGAAUCCGAUAGGUGAGAGGAGCUGCUAUGAUGAAGGAAAGCGGACAGCGGAAACCUUAGCAAUGGAUUAUCACCGAGGUGCAGAUGUUGAGGUUCGUAUUGCUCGCAUUUUUAACACAUAUGGCCCUCGUAUGUGUUUAGAUGAUGGACGUGUUGUUAGCAACUUCGUUGCUCAGGCAAUACGCAAACAGCCAUUAACAGUAUAUGGGGAUGGAAAGCAAACCCGAAGCUUCCAAUAUGUCUCUGAUCUGGUCAAUGGACUGGUUGCAUUAAUGGAAAGUGAACAUGUGGGGCCUUUCAACCUGGGUAAUCCAGGGGAGUUCACCAUGCUGGAGCUUGCUGAGGUUGUCAAAGAAACAAUAGAUUCAAGUGCCACAAUAGAAUUCAGACCAAAUACUGCUGAUGAUCCGCAUAAGAGGAAACCAGACAUUAGCAAAGCAAAGGAACUACUGAACUGGGAGCCAAAAAUCUCACUUAGAGAGGGACUGCCUCUUAUGGUGAGUAAUUUCCAGAACCGCAUUUUGAACGAAGACGAAGGAAAAGGGUUUAACUAGAGAAG
Molecule: messenger RNA, 1316 nt
Organism: Juglans microcarpa x Juglans regia
Lineage: Eukaryota; Viridiplantae; Streptophyta; Magnoliopsida; Fagales; Juglandaceae
Product: UDP-glucuronic acid decarboxylase 1-like
Exons: 7
Coding region: 1-1311 (436 amino acids)
Biological process (GO): D-xylose metabolic process
Cellular component (GO): cytoplasm
Molecular function (GO): UDP-glucuronate decarboxylase activity; NAD+ binding
Source: RefSeq, a predicted model, not a curated record